Molecule: messenger RNA, 1881 nt
Organism: Nerophis lumbriciformis (worm pipefish)
Lineage: Eukaryota; Metazoa; Chordata; Actinopteri; Syngnathiformes; Syngnathidae
Source: RefSeq, a predicted model, not a curated record
CUAAGAAGAAUGACAUAUCUGCGCAGAGUGCUUAGACGACGACUGCACCCUCUUAAACUGGUAGUGGUGGCUCUGGCCUUUGUCAUGUUUUUGUUCCUUAUACAAUGGGAAGUGGAAAGCCAAAGUCCACAGAAGGACCCAUGGUUAAAGGAUAUAAAAGAGAAGCGCGAUACCAUGCUGGGCUUGAUGAUGGGAGCUGUGAAUAACUUCAGGGAUGCCAUGCCAAAGAUGCAGAUUAAAGCUCCUGUACAUAAGAGACACAGUGCAAACAGUGGGUCCUGUUUGCCGGGUCAUUACACAGCUGCGGAGCUCAAACCCGCCCUGGAAAGGCCUCCCCAGAACCCGCUGGCUCCCGGUGCCGCUGGCAAGCCCUUCCACACCAACGACCUGGGUGCUGCGGAACAGAAGGAAAAGGAGAUGGGCGAGCAGAAGCACUGCUUCAAUCUGUAUGCCAGUGACCGCAUCUCGCUGAGCAGAGACCUGGGCGCAGACACAAGACCACCAGAAUGUAUUGAGCAAACCUUCAAGCGAUGUCCGGCCUUGCCAACCACCAGCGUGAUAAUCGUGUUUCACAAUGAGGCCUGGAGCACCCUGCUAAGGACGGUGUACAGCGUCCUGCAUACAUCCCCUGCCAUUCUCCUCAAAGAAAUUAUCCUGGUGGACGACGCCAGUGUUGAUGAUGUGCUGAAGAACCAGCUGGAUGAGUACCUGAAAGCACUGAUUAUUGUCCGCGUCGUUCGGCAGGUAGAGAGGAAAGGCCUCAUUAGCGCUCGUUUACUGGGCGCGUCCGUUGCCACCGGUGACACGCUUACCUUUCUGGACGCCCAUUGUGAAUGCUUUAAUGGCUGGCUAGAGCCGCUGCUAGCCAGGAUAGCACAGAACUCAACUGCAGUGGUCAGUCCUGACAUCUCAACAAUUGAUCUCAACACCUUUGAGUUCAUGAAGCCAUCCCCGUACGGCCAGAACCACAACCGGGGGAAUUUUGACUGGGGCUUGUCCUUCGGGUGGGAGAGUAUUCCGGAUCAUGAGAAAAACAGGAGGGAGCAUGAGACUGAUCCAAUCAAGACUCCCACCUUUGCCGGCGGUCUGUUCUCCAUCUCUAAGGAAUAUUUCUACCACAUCGGAAGCUAUGAUGAGGAAAUGGAAAUCUGGGGUGGCGAGAAUAUUGAAAUGUCUUUCAGGGUGUGGCAGUGCGGCGGCCUGCUGGAGAUCAUCCCGUGCUCAGUGGUGGGCCACGUUUUCCGCACCAAGAGCCCCCACACCUUUCCCAAGGGCACUCAGGUUAUCACACGUAACCAGGUCCGACUGGCGGAAGUCUGGAUGGACGAGUACAAGGAGAUCUUCUACCGUCGUAACCAGCAAGCCAGGAAGAUGGCUAAAGAGCAAACAUUCGGGGACAUCUCAAAGCGUAUCAACCUCCGCGAGCGCCUGCAGUGCAAGAGCUUUUCCUGGUAUUUGAAGAACAUCUAUCCAGAGGUCUACGUGCCUGAUAUGAACCCUCUGCGCUUUGGCGCAGUGAAGAAUGUUGCCAAGGACUCCUGUCUGGAUGCAGGCGAGAACAAUGACGGUGGCAAACAGCUGAUCAUGUACCCUUGUCACGGAUUGGGGGGGAACCAGUAUUUUGAGUUCUCCACUCAUCACGAGAUUCGACAUAACAUUCAGAAGGAGCUGUGUUUGCACGGAACAGAGGGGGCUGUAAAGCUGGAGGCCUGCCAGUAUAAAGGCAUGAAUACAGUUGUGGGUGUGCAGCAAAAGUGGCAGCUGACAGAUAACCAGUUGUACUUGCCGGCACUGAACAUGUGUCUGAGCGCCCGUUUUGAGCAUCCCGCUCUGGCUCCAUGCGACCCUUCGGACAGAUACCAGCUUUGGUCCUUCAUCUAA